Molecule: messenger RNA, 2286 nt
Organism: Annulohypoxylon truncatum
Lineage: Eukaryota; Fungi; Ascomycota; Sordariomycetes; Xylariales; Hypoxylaceae
Exons: 1
Coding region: 360-1994 (544 amino acids)
Source: RefSeq, a predicted model, not a curated record
CAGGUCAAAGCCAACUAUUCCAGAAAACGACGAGAUCAUUCUAUAUCGUCGUCCGAUGAGUCAGAAGUGAGCAGUGUGUCGACUUCUGGUAAACCGAGUUCUCGACAUAGUUAAAAGCGCCCUUUGUCUGGUGAACGGAGCUGCUUUACCUAGCAAAUUGCUUCUACCUUGACCUUGGUCUGUGCGACAGCUAUAUACCACGACAUACUGUAUCUACCUAGGCAGAAUAUCAGUCAUCAGGAGUAUUAAGCUAUGGCGGCUUUGUCUUGCAAGCACAGUACGAUCUUGACACUUCUUCGUCAUUGCCUUAGGUUUUAACAAGAUUUUCAGAUAUCCACCUAUCGAACACUUCCAGUCCAAUGCCUUCGUUUUCAUCCCAUCUUUCAGACCCGACAAGAUCAAUGCCAGCAAACUUCUACUUCUCCGGUUCCAGUGCUCACUCCAACCAAGAGCCGUCCGAAUCAUCCCAACCAAGGUGUCCAUACUCUAAGGUGUAUUUGAGAGAGGAAAACCUUACAUCACAGAUUCUCAGACGUAUCUUCAAUAUCCCUCGUCCCCUUCCUUCCCGCAAAUCUUCUCGACUCUCUCAUCUACAAGUUCUGAAGAAACCUCGCAAACUGUUAUCCGCCAUUCAGCCUGGUAAAAACAAACUCGCCAAACCAGCUACCGCCUUUCGAACGGGGAGGAAAGAAUCUGCAACGAAUUUCGCGCCUUGUUCAAAACUUGAUAUGACAUCCAAACACAGCAUCGUCGCCUGUGUGGGUGUCUCCUCACGACCUAUCACUGUUGUCGCUACCUCGUAUGCCGUUGACGGUCAACUCCGAAACAAAGUUAUCGCGGGCAAGAAACGCAGCUACAAUGUCGAUUUUCCCGACGAGGGAGUCUUCGUAAUCUAUCGAAACCGAGCUCUACAGAUCGCCGCGCCGCCAUGCGACCAAAGGAAAUGCAACAUCUCGCAGAUCUGCCGUUGCCACAAUCCUCGCUUAUCGACUCAAGGCGCUCUCCUCCACCACCAUGCCUCCAAGGGAGGGGCAGUGAGAUGGCCGACCUGGAAGCCUUGCAGUCAUUGCCUGUUCAACUGGCUCCAUCUCUACCAAGCCACAGAAGCGGCGAACAAAUUCAACAUGAAGUACCUCCAACACCCUCGGUCCCUAACCUUAGCUACAUUACACGGCGAGGAAGCUUUCUAUUACGACGGCGAAAUAGAGGAGCAACACGUUCGUUCCGAGUCCAACGGAAAUACGGGCAGAUCUACCAACCUCAAAUAUUCCUGCCCGUCGAACGUUUUCGAGUGGAUGACAGACGCCUGGAACGAAUUCAGGGAGUGUUCUUGCUGCAACUCCGCCUCCAUCACGGCUCUGUCCGACUACGAGAGCGACGCACCAAACGAAGACUAUUCCAGCAGCGAUCAGGGAAAGCUCGACAAUGAAUGGGACUGGGACGACCUCGAUAUCCCAUGCAAACGCACGCGUACAUCAAGCGUAUCCGAGUUCGAAGACUACGACUUCAUCGAGGAUCUUGUCGACAAGGAAUUUCCAAAGCUACGAAAACGCAACGCUGCUAGUAUCGACGCUGGCCACCGAUCAAAAGCUGAGACGUAUUCUUCAUCAGUCGACGAUGGCGAUUCCAGUGUGGAAGAUGACGACCCUGCUCCUGUCAUCAUUCCGCCCAAGAACAUGGCCGUUGGACAAGGCCUUCGUACCCCUACACGCCUAACAUCGCCUACCCUGAUUCCUGCAAGCAAUGGGAGCUCAACGACCGUCACUGAUUCCCCUUAUACGAAAUCGCAAAGUUUCUUGGGGACGAAGCGUUCGUACUUCGAUGUUGAACGCUCUGAGCAAUGCGACACAGACUCCUUCGAGGAUCUCUCCCGGGCGAAGCAACGGAAGCUGGAUCUCGCCAUGCCAGAAUACGGAGGUCGAUGCCGGCAGGGAUUUGUGGCCCAUCAGCCGUUCUCCCGGAAUUAUCUCCUACGAAAGCUUGUCCCCGUCUGAGGGAAGAAUGGGAAAUGCUGCAGCGAAGAGACGUUGGCUGUAUGUAUUGGAGCAUGAUAAUAUGCGGCUAGAUUGCACAGAAGACGCCUUUCGGUUUCUAAUUUACUGUUCCAUGUUGUCUCGGUUUUCUGGCGUUCCAGAACAAAGAUUGCCAGAUCUGCCACUCCUAAUUAUCCUCGAUUUUCCACGUCACCACAAGCUGUGCAACUGAACAGCGUGGCGGAGAGCAGAGCACAACUACUACUUUACCACUACUCCUGAAGGGAAACCUGUCUCUUCAUACAGAUACAAC